Messenger RNA from Volvox carteri f. nagariensis, 753 nucleotides. RefSeq lists its product as uncharacterized. The record is from RefSeq and is a predicted model, not a curated record. NCBI's taxonomy places the organism in Eukaryota, Viridiplantae, Chlorophyta, Chlorophyceae, Chlamydomonadales, Volvocaceae. The transcript is spliced from 7 exons. Gene Ontology annotation, molecular function: phosphatidylinositol binding. The coding region runs from base 1 to 753 and encodes 250 amino acids.
AUGGCCGAACCUGCAAGUGAGCCCCCGUCUGGACCCUCAGCCCACAGCUCACAUGUUUAUGAGUUCAAAGAAUUAGAUAAUGAUAACUUGAAGAACCAUCUGGCUGACGACGCAGCUUGGGCAUCUGACCUAAUUACAAAGCUGAUAACCACUGGCGGCGAUGACGCCAUGCGGCCUGGGAUAGUGAACGCCUGUGAGGGUCUCGCCUUCGUUAAAGCAGCUAAAGGCGGGCUGGGCUUAACCGUCGCCCGUGGAUCCGGAUUCGUCAUUCGCAAGCUAGACCAGGACCGUUUCGGCAACUCCCGCUGGUCACCCCCGGUGUACUUCACGGUGUCUCAAGUGGGUUUCGGAGCGGCGGUGGGAUAUGAGGCGGUCCAUUCCGUACUGGCGCUGAUGUCGUACAGCUCCAUCCUGAGGUUCACUCAGGACAAGACGGUGAUCGGCACGGACCUGGGACUCGUGACUACGGAAGGCGCGAUGGGGGGUGUGCCGGCUGGAACCUUUGGUCGUACAAGUCACAUGGACGUGCAGGCUGACAACAGCAGCACGGUGUUCGCGUACAGUCUCUCAGCCGGGCUGCUGGUCAAUCUUUCCAUCAACGGCACUGAGAUAUGGCCUAAUCAGGAGUUCAACAACAAGCUGUACGGCGAUACACCACUGGAGGACAUACUGAACGGCAAGGUCGGCACAUUUAAGGAGUUGCUUCCUCUGUACCGCAAGAUCUCCGAUACCGGCAGGAAUGCCGUACCAUAG